This is a messenger RNA of Camelina sativa (false flax), 2702 nucleotides long. RefSeq lists its product as uncharacterized. Gene Ontology annotation, biological process: lipid metabolic process. NCBI's taxonomy places the organism in Eukaryota, Viridiplantae, Streptophyta, Magnoliopsida, Brassicales, Brassicaceae. The record is from RefSeq and is a predicted model, not a curated record.
AGCCAAAAAAGGAAGGUAACUUCUACGCCACAACAGACUUACGUGUCAUGUCUCCCAUAUCCGCAUGCAAAAUCCAAUAGAUGACACAUUCUACCUCAUCCACUUAUAUUUACCCACGUGUCACCCUUUCUCUCGUCUCUCUCUCUGAAUAACGUCUGCCGACCUUCUCUCUUUUGGACGGCAAGACUCGCCGUCCGUCGUUCUCCCCCCCCCUCCCUCAUUUAUUGGGUUUCAAUCUCCCACAACACACUCUCUCUCUCACAUUCAACAACAACAACAAAAAAAAACGCUUUUUUUUUUCUUUUCCAAUCCUCGAUUACGCCUUUUUGAGUUUUCCUGGGAUUUCGAUUUUGAAUUAUUCAUUUCCAGAAAUUUGUUCUUUUGUUUUCUUCUUCUGGGUAAUUUGAAAAUUUUAUAUUUGAGAGACCCAAAAACAAAAAUCAUGCAGAGGAUCGUCGAUAAUGCUCUUGCCGUUACAAAAGAUGCAGGUCGGUGAAAACUUUGACUUAUGAGUCUUUGAACAACUUUGCAAGAUGCAUUAAUGGAGUUUCUGCACUUCUCUUGACACUUUUGCCUGGAAAGUCCAAUAUUCUUGAAGGUCUUCAUGGAUGGGAGCUUAGGCCUACUUUACGUGGACCUCGUUUACCACGCUGGAUGCAUAAUGGAGUUUCUUCUUUCAACCACUUCAUUCACGAGCUCUCUGUGGAUUCUGAUACUUCAAGCUUGGAGUAUUCCUCUGCUGAAGAAGACGACAGUGGUGGCAUGUCCACGCCUCCAUCACCGUCGUCUCAAACCUCACUCCGCUCUUGGGCUAGUCUUCCUGCAAAUUACGAAAGCCAUUGGACAGAGUGGAUAACUUUCAUAGUCUGGUGGGUUUUACUACCUGCCCGGAUCCUUCUAUGGGUACCGUUGUAUCUUAUACGUCUCUUUGGUAGACGUAAUUCAAGAAUGUUGCCUAUGAGCCCAGGGAGGUAUGGACAUUCUUCUAGACCUUACUUUAGCAAAGCUAUCCCAGGGAAAGAGCAUGAUGUCCCUAACCGAACUACUGAUAGAAGACGCGGAGUCAUUGAGGAUCUUCAGCUUGGUAUCGAGAUCUUUAUAGAAACAAUAUUUGAUUUUUUUCACAAGGCGGCACAUCUUCUUCUUUCUCCAUCAGAAACGUUUGGAAUAGUUUUAUCAUGGUUCUCUUCCUCCAAUCACAGUCACAGCUCUAAAGGAGACUAUGGCGAUGUUUCGGAUGAUGAAGUCGUGCAGACUGCCAUUCUAGGAGAUAACGAUUCAUCUCCUACAGAAAGAACCACAACCACAACCACAACGAGCUUAUACAAUACAGAUACUCGGACUUGUCAAGAUGUUAUAACAGAGCUUGGGUAUCCGUAUGAAGCUAUUCGAGUUGUUACUUCAGAUGGAUAUGGUCUUCUCUUGGAAAGGAUACCAAGACGAGAUGCAAGGAAAGCUGUUUAUUUGCAGCAUGGUGUAAUGGAUUCUUCAAUGGGAUGGGUAUCAAAUGGUGUUGUUGGAUCUCCGGCAUUUGCUGCUUAUGAUCAAGGCUACGAUGUUUUCCUAGGGAACUUUCGCGGUUUAGUUUCAAGAGAUCAUGUGAACAAAAACAUAUCCUCAAAAGAUUUCUGGCGUUACUCCAUCAAUGAGCAUGCAACUGAAGAUAUCCCAGCUAUGAUAGAGAAGAUCCACGAUAUCAAAACUUCAGAACUGAAACUCUAUCAGCCUACUAUUGAAGAGGUAGUAAAAGAGGAGCAACCGUAUAAGCUCUGUGUUGUAUCACACAGUUUAGGCGGCGCAGCGGUUCUGAUGUAUGUAAUCACCCGUAGAAUCGAAGAGAAACCACACAGAUUCUCGAGACUGAUCCUGCUUUCGCCUGCUGGAUUCCAUGACGACUCCAACGUGUGUUUCACGUUCAUGGAGUACACAUUCCUUUUCUUGGCUCCUGUACUAAAACGGAUUGUUCCCGCUUUCUACAUCCCCACUAAGUUUUUCCGGAUGCUUCUCAACAAGUUAGCUCGAGAUUUCCAUAACUAUCCUGCUGUUGGUGGAUUGGUCCAGACAUUGAUGAGUUAUGUGGUUGGUGGAGAUAGCUCGAAUUGGGUCGGAGUCAUGGGUUUACCUCACUAUAACAUGAAUGAUAUGCCGGCUAUAUCCUUCUGUGUGGCUCAGCAUCUUGCUCAGAUUAAACAUAGCGGUAAGUUUAAGAUGUUUGAUUACGGCAGCAGUUCAGCUAAUAUGGAGGUCUACGGGUCUCCCGAGCCACUUGAUCUUGGGGAGUUUUACGGAUUGAUUGAUGUGCCUGUGGAUUUAGUAGCCGGAAAGAAAGAUAAAGUGAUUAGACCUUCAAUGGUUAGGAAACAUUACAUAGUGAUGAGAGAUUCAGGGGUUGAUGUUUCAUACAAUGAGUUUGAGUAUGCUCAUUUGGACUUCACCUUCUCCCAUCGUGAAGAGCUUUUGGCCUAUGUGAUGUCACGGUUGCUGCUCGUGGAGCCGACACAGACUCAGACGGUUCAUAAGAAAGGGAUGAAGCUGAAGAAGAAAAUGGAAACAGGUUGACCUCAUCUGUUAACUACGAAAUUAGGUUUUUAUAGAGUUUCUGGUGUCUUAUUUGUAAUGUUGUUCAUGAGAGGUCGGCUUAGAACAGACGAACAGUGUAUAUAUAUGGAUAUGGUCUUUUUUAUAUAUUUAUGCCAGUGUCA